AUGUCAGGAAGUCCGGGAGCCCUCAGCCCCAAGCUCAACAUUGCGGACUUGAAGGGAAAGGUGGCGAUCAUCUCGGGAGCUACGCGUGGCAUAGGAAAGGCAUGCGCAGUUGCUUUGGCGAAGCAGGGCUGCAACAUCGUGGUUGCAGCCAAGACGACCACUCCGCAGCCGACUUUGCCAGGCACGAUCUAUUCCGUUGCAGAGGAGCUCGAGCAGAUGGGUGUGCAGGCUUUGCCGGUCAAGGUGGACAUGCGCAGCCUGGACGACGUCAAGGAGUGCGUGCGCCAGACAGUGAACAAGUUCGGCCGCAUUGACAUCCUCAUUAACAAUGCCAGCGCGCUGUGGUGGCAGAGGAUAGAGGACACGCCCAUGAACAAGUACGAUCUCAUCACGCAGAUCAAUACGCGAGGGAGCUUCGCUUUGACACACCUGUGCCUGCCCAUCAUGGCGAAGAACGGGUUCGGGCGCGUGAUCUGCAUGAGCCCACCUAUCCAGACGGACUUUCGGGCGUACAAGGGCUUCACUGCUUACAACAUCUCCAAGUUCGGCAUGACGAUGGCAAGCAAGAAAGUGCAUGCCAUUACCUCAUGUAAUUUCGAAUACCGCAGCGUUUGUUACCAAGCCUGGAGUGAAGACUCCGUGACUGUUCUAAGCUUCCGCGAAGAGCUGCUAUUGAAAGCUGUUUUUGGCCUCGGGGACGUGGUCCAUUGCCCGAAUCCCUGCUGCAGGUCCAUCUUAAGUGUGGAGCCCGGAAGUGGCAGGCAGCGUGUGGAAUGUUGUAACUGGCCUGCAUGGUGUACUCAGUGCAGGCAACCCUAUCACUAUGCGGUGGACUGCCAGGAUGUUCAAGCUCUCCGUGACCAGUGGCUACAGUGGGUGUCCCACGGGCGCGCAGUGUACAACGAAACGAGAGCUCAACACGCAGAGUUCGAACGUCAGAAGCAAGCCCUAGAAGAGGCGGCUGCGCGCCAUGUUGAGUUGAAGCAUGAUGAGGAGUGGAAGCAGGCGAACUGUCGAGAGUGUCCCCGAUGCCGACGCGUUGUCCAAAAGAUCGACGGUUGCAACAGCAUGGUCUGCGGCGAAGAUACCCAUGGCGGCAACCGCCAGCAGGGUUGUGGGCAUCGCUUCCAGUGGGAUAAAGCACGCGCAUACCAAGCAGCUCCAGACUCGCGCCCCCUGCCUCGGUUGGAUGUACAAGAUGUGAAAGUACGAGGAGCCGGAAUUCGGCAUCCAUUUUGCCGAUGCUCGAGAUGCCGGCAGGACAUUGUGGGGCCACGUUUCCGAUGCAUCCACUGCCCCGACUACAACCUCUGCGCCAGCUGCGACAGCGAUGCCGCUGUAGCGCAGGACCACCCAGCCUCACAUGUCUUCCAGAUCCUCUUUCAGCCGGAGUAUGAUCUCCGAGCACAUCUGCCGGUAGGGUCCCGCAUCGUCAUCGCCGACGGCUCGGAACGUCAGGGCUUCGAGGCAACUGUGCAGCACGAGAUCUGCCAGGAUGUCUUCUUGGUCGAAGUCUUCUCCGAUGGCACUUUUCAGCAGCUUCACCGAUCCGGCCUUCAGCUAAAACUAGACAGUGCUCAGGCCAUCGAGCGGCACAUUCAGGAGCAGCUCCAAGCGCAAGCCAGCUUCCAGCUCCGGAAGGAGGAGAGGCGGCUUCAAGCAAUCCGGGAGAUGCGGCAAGGGGCAACGUGCUCUCUCCAGUGA
Symbiodinium necroappetens is the source of this 1704-nucleotide messenger RNA. The record is from the annotation of a GenBank genome assembly. NCBI's taxonomy places the organism in Eukaryota, Dinophyceae, Suessiales, Symbiodiniaceae.